This is a messenger RNA of Nerophis lumbriciformis (worm pipefish), 2065 nucleotides long. The record is from RefSeq and is a predicted model, not a curated record. NCBI's taxonomy places the organism in Eukaryota, Metazoa, Chordata, Actinopteri, Syngnathiformes, Syngnathidae.
AUGAGGAAGACACGCCCCCUUUACAAUCUUCUUCAUUCCUACUUCCUGUGUGCAGCCAAGCCCCGCCCUCUACUGACGUGUGCAGUCAAGCCACGCCCCCUUACUGGCUCUUUAUGUCUUCAUGCUUUCCUUGUUUGUGUGUUUCAUGUGUGUUCCACGCAUGUUUCAUCUAUGUUUCAUGUGUGUUCCAUGCAUCUUUCAUCUAAGUUUCAUGUGUGUUUCAUGUGUGUUUCAUGUGUGUUCCACGCAUCUUUCAUCUAUGUUUCAUGUGUGUUUCAUGUGUGUUUCAUGUGUGUUCCACGCAUGUUUCAUGUGUGUUUCAUGUGUGUUCCACGCGUGUUUCAUGUGUGUUCAACACAUGUUUCAUGUGUGUUUCAUGUGUGUUCCACGCAUGUUUCAUGUGUGUUUCAUGUGUGUUCCACGCAUGUUUCAUGUGUGUUUCAUGUGUGUUUCACGCAUGUUUCAUCUAUGUUUCAUGUGUUUCAUCUCUUUUAUACGUGUUUCAUGUAUGUUUCAUGUGUGUUUCACAUAUGUUUCAUGUGUGUUUCAUGUAUGUUUCAUGUCUGUUUCAUCUGUUUUAUGCGUGUUUCAUGUAUGUUUCAUGUGUGUUUCACGUAUGUUUCAUGUGUGUUUCAUGUGUGUUUCAUGUGUGUUUCAUGUAUGUUUCAUGUGUGUUUCAUCUGUUUUAUGCAUGUUUUAUGCGUGUUUCAUGCAUGUUUCAUGUGCGUUUCACGUAUGUUUCAUGUGUGUUUCAUGUGUGUUUCAUGUGUGUUUCAUCUGUUUCAUGUAUGUUUCAUGUGUGUUUCAUCUAUGUUUCAUGUAUGUUUCAUGUGUGUUUCAUGUGUGUUUCAUGUAUGUUUCAUCUGUGUUUCAUGUAUGUUUCAUCUGUGUUUCAUGUAUGUUUCAUGGGGGGAUCCAUUCUAUCUCAUUCCUUAGGUGAUGAUUCGAUUCUGAAUCGAUUCUCAAGUCAACAUGAUACUCUAUUCAAACCGAUUCUCACAAUGGAUUGUUUGAUAUAUGAUAUGAUAUGUACAUAUAUGUGAGUGUGUGUAUGUGUAUAAAUAUAUAUAUAUAUAUAUAUAAUAUAUAUAUGUAUAUGUGUGUGUAUACAUAUAUAUAUAUAUUUGUCUAUGUAUAUAUGUUAUGUAUGUAUAAAUGUAUACGUAUAUAUGUAUGUAGAUAUAUACAAAUAUAUGUAUGUGUAUAUAUGUAUAUAUAUAUAUAUGUAUAUGAAUGUGUAUACAUGUGUGUGUAUAUACAUGAAUAUCUCCCACCUCCAAAGACAUGCACCUGGGGAUAAGUUGAUUGGCAACACUAAAUGGUCCCUAGUGUGUGAAUGUUGUCUGUCUAUCUGUGUUGGCCCUGCGAUGAGGUGGCGACUUGUCCAGGGUGUACCCCGCCUUCCGCCCGAUUGUAGCUGAGAUAGGCUCCAGCUCCCCCGCGACCCCAAAGGGAAUAAGCGGUAGAAAAUGGAUGGAUGGAUGUAUGUAUAUAUGUAUGUGUAUAUAUAUGAGUAUGUAUGUAUAUAUACAUAUAUGCAUGCGUGCGUGUAUGCAUGUGUGUGUGUGUGUAUGUGUAUAUUCUAAUGUGUAUAUGUAUAUUCUAAAUCAAUUCAUAAUUUUCAAAAAUCUAUGUAAAAAUAAUACAUAUUGAAUAGAACAACAUAUAUACAACAUACAUAUAUCUUUUUUUUAAAAUAGAUUUCUGAAAAUGUCAUAAUAAUUUUCAAAAGUGAUUAAAAAUAUAUAUAUAAUCGAUUUUUGAAAAUUCUGAAUUUUUGUAUAAUCAAAAUGAAUAACAAUCGCGAUAUGGAUUUGAAUAAUUUUUCGUGCACCCAUAUAUAUAUAUAUAUAUAUAUAUAUAUAUAUAUAUAUAUAAAAUGAUAAUUUCCAUGUCUGUAUGUUUGAUGUAUAUUUUCCAUGUACAGUUGCACCUUAGCAUAUGAUUAUAAUUGUUAAUAUUUACCACUGGAUGCCUUGUUGACCUGUAGAACACAACACACACUGCUGCUUGUGUACAGAAAUAAUGUUUUAUAUAUAUAUAUAUCCAUGUAGAUAUAUAUAUA